AUGGCAGUAGCAUUUUUGAAAGUCACAAUCGCUUUAUGUUUUUCAUGGCCCCCUCCAAAAACCGCUAAUAAAUUUCAAGUUAUAUGUUUCAAAACUUUGCGCUUCUUGCUGUGUAUGAAUGUAAUAAUAUUGAUCGUGCCUGUGACAUACACUCUUUACUACAACAACUACGAUUUGCCAAAAAUAACGAAGUUAUGGUGCUUACUAGGGGCCUUCACGCAAGUCCCACUGCAAAUAUCAUUGUUCGCUCUACAAUAUGAUCGUUUACAAAACGUGAUUUCAGAAAUGGAACAUAAUUUUAAAUGCGCGAAAAUCCACGAGAAAGACAUAUACCAACAAUACGCCGACAAGUGCGUGCCGUUUUACGCAGGUUGUACGUUCGCAGUUUUUCUCACCGCAAUUACAACGUCAUUAGUUACGCCACUGAUAACGGUCGAUCAGAUCUUUCCUACAGAAGCAAAGUAUCCUUUCAACGUGAAACAUGAACCGAUCAAGACUCUUAUUUUUGUACACCAGUUCAUCGUCAUUUGGCAAUGCUUCUCGACGCGAAGUACGAUAGCAGACAAAACGCAAUUUAUGAUUCUAUGGACAACUGGAUUAAUGGAAGUUUAUGCAUGUGCUUGGCCAGCUGAUCACUUGAUGGACGCG
Messenger RNA from Dinoponera quadriceps, 648 nucleotides. RefSeq lists its product as uncharacterized. The record is from RefSeq and is a predicted model, not a curated record. The transcript has 3 exons. Lineage: Eukaryota; Metazoa; Arthropoda; Insecta; Hymenoptera; Formicidae. The annotation marks the transcript as partial.